UCGAGAUUUGGAGACGACUUUUCUACGAACUGACUUCCAAAAUUAAAUUAAUGGAACAUCUUCUGGACUGCAUUUCCUUCCAUAUUUCCACGUGAGUGUCAUUGUCCAAUUAUCUAUAUAUAAGAUAGGAGAGAAUUUCGGUAGUUUAUUUAAUUUUGAUCGACUUAAUCGUUAACACUUUGUAAAACAAUUCUUUCAAAUGGCUCUUACUUCGUCUCUCUUCCUUAGCAUUAUUUUCAUUAUAUUACUGAAUGGGCAGUCUCUGCAUGCUUCGGAAGAUAAUCGUAAGGCAUUUAUAGUGUACAUGGGAGAAAGAAAACAGAACCAGCCUUCCACGUCAGCAUCUCUUCACAUGAGCAUGCUCCAAAAAGUUGCAGGGAGCAAUGUUGGAGUAGGAUCUCUACUCCGCAGCUACCAGAGAAGUUUCAAUGGAUUCGUUGCAAGGUUAACUGAAAAAGAAGCACAACAAUUGGCUGAAACGGAGGGAGUAGUGUCCGUGUUCCCUAGCGAAAAACAGCAGCUGCAUACAACCAGGUCAUGGGACUUCAUUGGAUUUCCAGAGACAGUUAAGAGAAGUACAACUGAAAGUGACAUCAUUAUUGGAGUUCUUGACACUGGAAUUUCACCUAAAUCCCCGAGCUUUAAUGACAAAGGUUUCGGCCCACCUCCUAAAAAAUGGAAAGGCUCAUGCCAAGUCUCCGCAAACUUUUCUUGCAACAACAAAGUUAUUGGAGCCAAGUAUUACCGAAGCGAUGGUUCAAUUCCGGAAGAUGAUGUUAAGUCGCCGAUGGACACUGAUGGCCACGGGACACACACAGCUUCCACAGCAGCCGGGGGGUUAGUAAAGGACGCCAGUUUUUUCGGACUAGCCUCGGGCACAGCGCGUGGAGGGGUACCGUCUGCGCGUGUAGCGGCAUACAAAGUGUGCUGGAAUGACGGUUGUACUGAUGCAGAUAUUCUUGCGGCAUUUGAUGACGCAAUUGCUGACGGCGUCGACAUAAUAUCCGUUUCUCUUUCGUCUGGUUCUUCGGAUUACUUCAAGAAUGUCAUCGCCAUUGGAGCUUUUCAUGCUAUGAGGAAUGGAAUUUUAACGUCCGUUUCUGCUGGAAACGGAGGUCCGCAGCUAGAGACUAUCGCUAACUUUGCGCCUUGGACUCUUUCCGUGGCUGCUUCAACUACUGAUAGAGACUUCUUCACUAAACUUCAAUUGGGUAACAACGUGUCAUACAAGGGAUUCUCAAUAUCUACUUCAGAUAUAAAAAAUUUGCCUAUCAUAUACGGCGGAGAUGCACCAGCAGAAGGUUUUGAAGGUUCAUCAUCCAGAUUUUGCAGAACAGGUUCGUUAGACAAGAAUAAGGUGAUGGGUAAAAUCGUGUUUUGUGAUGAUUUAACAUCUGGUGGUGGACCCCUACUGGCUAAUGCAGCUGGUGCUGUGUUGUCUGGCCGAGAAUUUGGAGAGACUUCAAGUCCUUUUCCCUUGCCCACAGCAUACCUCACUCGAAAGGAUGGUAGCCAAGCAUACAUAUAUAUAAACUCCACUAGAAACCCAACUGGAACAAUAUCCAAAAGUACUCAACAGAUUAAUAAGAUGGCACCUAUGGUAGCUUCCUUUUCGUCUAGGGGUCCAAGCCCAAUUAAUCCUAACAUCCUCAAGCCAGAUUUAACAGCACCUGGGUCGAACAUUUUAGCUGGGUGGCCCGCAACAGCCUCACUCUCAGGUUUUGAAUUGGACAAAAGAGUUUCCGCGUUUAAUAUAAUCUCUGGGACAUCAAUGUCUUGUCCACAUGCUUCGGCUGCUGCCGCCUACGUCAAGUCGUUUCAUCCAACAUGGUCCCCUGCUGCUGUUAAGUCCUCUCUAAUGACCACAGCUAAUCCCUUGAAUGCCGACCUUAAUCCUGAUGCUGAGUUUUCCUACGGAUCUGGACAAAUUAACCCUAGUAAGGCUGCAUUCCCUGGAUUAGUAUACGACGUCGUUGAAGCUGACUACGUAAACUUGCUCUGUGGUGAAGGUUACACAACCAAGUUAUUGCAAAUUGUUACCGGAAACAGUAAAAGCUCAUGCCCUGCAAAUCAUGGAACGAGCCCGGACCUAAACUAUCCCGCUUUCGUUACUUCAGCCUCACCUGCAAAAUCCAUCAACAAAGUUUUCAAUAGGACUGUCACAAACGUUGGGUCACCCACAUCCACAUAUGAAGCCAAGGUAAUUGCCCCACCAGGAUUUAAAGUUGAAGUGAAUCCUAGUGUCCUUUGUUUUACUUCACUUGGGGAGAAGCAGUCCUACACUGUGACGGUACAAGGAGUAGCAGAUAAGAAAACUGUGGUCUCAGGUUCACUUAUUUGGGAUGAUGGUACCUACCAAGUGAAGAGCCCUAUUGUUGUCUAUAUCCCAAUGUAAUGAGCUCGCCAUUGUGGAAAAGAAAAUUCAAAGGAAGAAGUCAUGUCUUGGAAGUGGGCCACUAAUCAAUUAAUUAAUUAGUUGUAUGGCAUAUAUAUGGAUACCAUUAUGUAACGUAUUCAUCAAUAAAAGAAAAGAAAACUCCAAAUUUUGUUUUGGAAAUAACUUGCUGAUAAA
Molecule: messenger RNA, 2572 nt
Organism: Cannabis sativa
Lineage: Eukaryota; Viridiplantae; Streptophyta; Magnoliopsida; Rosales; Cannabaceae
Product: cucumisin
Exons: 10
Coding region: 200-2395 (731 amino acids)
Biological process (GO): proteolysis
Molecular function (GO): serine-type endopeptidase activity
Source: RefSeq, a predicted model, not a curated record